CCGCGUCGAACCACGCCGGUCGCUCUCCUCUUGGUGAACCGGCGGAAUCGGCGUGACGGAAUCGCCAAGACACCCGAUGGUUGUGUCUCUCGCGACUCAAUCAAGGGAAGUCGACGUCUACCAUUUUGCGGAUGUCCAACAGAAGUUCAUUGAAUUCUUAUCUAUCAGUUACGACAGACUCAAUAGCAGCAUGAGUAGCACGACUAAUGGUCAACUCACGUUAGUAAAUAGCCACGACUGUCUUCCGCAAAUCUCCAUCCAGCUCAGAGUUUCUUUUCCAACAACAUCUCCAUUUACAAAUCGAAACGCGUGGCUAAUUAUUAUUAUCAGACUCCUGCAGACAGACAUGUUACGCCAGUUACGUGAUUUCACAUCAAGUCUGGCUCAGAAAGUCGCCGGUGUGGAGACACCUUCAUCCUUGGAGAGAAAGACAGGAGCCACUUAA
Mycetomoellerius zeteki is the source of this 445-nucleotide messenger RNA. RefSeq lists its product as uncharacterized. NCBI's taxonomy places the organism in Eukaryota, Metazoa, Arthropoda, Insecta, Hymenoptera, Formicidae. The transcript has 4 exons. Bases 77 to 445 code for a protein of 122 amino acids. The record is from RefSeq and is a predicted model, not a curated record.